Quercus robur (English oak) is the source of this 2835-nucleotide messenger RNA. RefSeq names its product pentatricopeptide repeat-containing protein At3g62890-like. Gene Ontology annotation, biological process: RNA modification. Lineage: Eukaryota; Viridiplantae; Streptophyta; Magnoliopsida; Fagales; Fagaceae. Bases 359 to 2233 code for a protein of 624 amino acids. The record is from RefSeq and is a predicted model, not a curated record. The transcript has a single exon. Gene Ontology annotation, molecular function: protein binding; RNA binding; zinc ion binding.
CUCUCACUUUCUUAGCAACCAAACACAUCAACAAACGCAAAGAAAAUCUGAGUUUGCUUCUUUUAUUGGUGCAAAAACGAGGCGAAGAAGAAAGAUGAACACGGAUGAACAACAUAGAUUUUGCUCUCUCUCUCUCUCUCUUUAAUUUCCGGUUAAAAUAAGGGUUCCUCUCCUCUCUCAUUGUGUUGCUUUGUGGUCUCUUCCAAUCACAUACCAAAGCAGAGUAAAGAAGGAAGAUGGAGAGGCGGUGACUCUGUCGGGCUUUCAAAGUAGUGAUUUUCAUGGCAAAAGAAUUGAUCUUCAAGAAAAAAUAAAAUGAAAAGCCAGUCACACAGUUUUUGAAAAUUCGACCGUUAAAAUGAGACGUUGUUACUCCACUUUCAAAAGACAGUCAAAUUCAAAUCACACACCCAUCGCUCUUCUUGAUUCAUGCAAAUCAAUCCAACAAACCAAACAAGCCCAUGCCCAGCUGAUCACCACUGGCCUUAUCCUACACCCUAUCCCAGCAAAUAAACUCCUCAAAACGCUCAAUCUCUCAAGUUCUGCUUCUAUCUCUUAUGCCCACCAAGUGUUUGAUCAAAUUCCCUUUCCUGAUUGCUUCCUCUACAAUACCAUGAUCAAUGCCCAUUCACUCUCACCCACUUCUUCUCAUAAUUCUCUUAUUUUAUUUCGAUCAAUGAUCUGGGGUUCGGGGCUUUUGCCUAACCAGUACACUUUUGUGUUUGUGUUUAAAGCUUGCGGCAACGGGUUGGGAGUUUUGGAGGGUGAGCAAAUUCGGGUUCAUGCAAUAAAGGUUGGGUUGGAGAACAAUGUGUUUGUUACGAAUGCAUUGAUUGGGAUGUAUGCAAAUUGGGGUUUGGUUGAGGAGGCUAGAAGGGUGUUUGAUUGGAGUGUGAAUCGGGAUUUGUAUUCGUGGAAUAUUAUGCUUGGUGGAUAUGUGGGGACAGGUGAUAUGGUUCGAGCUAUGGAUUUGUUUGAUGAAAUGUGUGAACGUGAUGUUGUAUCAUGGAGUACUAUCAUAGCUGGUUACGUCCAGGUGGGUUGUUUCAUGGAGGCUUUGGAUCUCUUCCACAAGAUGCUGCAAAUGGGUCCUAAACCAAAUGAGUUUACACUGGUAAGUGUUCUUGCAGCCUGUGCAAAUCUAGUGGCAUUGGAUCAAGGAAGGUGGAUCCAUGUUUAUCUUGACAAGGGUGAGAUCAAGAUGAAUGAGCAAGUUCUAGCUAGCCUAAUUGACAUGUACUCAAAGUGUGGAGAGAUAGAAUUUGCAUCAAAGAUAUUCCACUAUGAACGCAGUCUGAAGCGGAAGGUUUGGCCUUGGAAUGCCAUGAUUGGUGGAUUUGCAAUGCAUGGCAAAUCCAAGGAAGCAAUUGAUACUUUUGAGCAAAUGAAGAUCGAAAGAGUUUCUCCUAACAAGGUCACAUUUAUUGCCUUAUUAAAUGCUUGCAGCCAUGGAAAUAUGGUUCAUGAGGGAAGGCGUUAUUUUGAAUCAAUGGCAAGUUCUUAUGGAAUUGAGCCAGAGAUAGAGCACUAUGGGUGUAUGGUAGAUCUACUAGGCCGCACUGGACUCUUGAAGGAAGCUGAAGAGGUCAUAUCUAGUAUGCCAAUGGCUCCAGAUGCUGCCAUUUGGGGGGCAUUACUUGGUGCUUGUAGAAUUCAUAAAGAUAUGAAAAGGGGAGAGCGAGUAGGAAAAGUUUUAAAAGAUUUGCAUUCCAACCAUAUUGGUUGUCAUAUUCUAUUGUCUAACAUUUAUUCUGCAUCUGGGAGAUGGAAUGAAGCAAAUAUUGUAAGAGAGAAGAUUGAAGUAAGUGGCAGAAAGAAAACCCCUGGAUGCAGCUCCAUUGAAUUGAAUGGUGUGUUCCAUCAAUUCCUUGUGGGAGAUAGAUCCCAUCCUCAAACUAAGCAGCUGUAUUCAUUCCUGGAAGAGAUGACAGUUAAAUUGAAGAUUGCAGGAUAUGUUCCAGAAUUUGGAGAAGUUUUACUUGAUAUUGUUGACGAGGAAGAUAAAGAGACAGCUCUGUCAAAGCAUAGUGAGAAGUUAGCUAUUGCUUUUGGGUUGAUGAACACAGCACCUGGAACCCCAAUUCGCAUUGUAAAGAACUUAAGAGUUUGUGGAGAUUGCCACCAAGCAACAAAGUUCAUAUCCAAGGUUUAUGAUAGAGAGAUUAUUGUCAGGGACAGGAUUAGGUUUCACCAUUUUAAAGAUGGAAUCUGUUCUUGCAAAGACUAUUGGUAGGCAUGAAGAUUGCUUUGUGAUGGAUUGAAGCUGAUCUCAAAUUGCAAUUCUUUUCCCUCUAUACAGCCAAAUCAACAAGAAUUUGGAUCCUUUCCUUGUGAUACAUUCUGCCAGCUUGUCAAUACAGUGGUGCUUUCUUUUAAAGUGUUGAUUAAGGGAAGUGUAUAAACAGAAGCUACUGAGAGCUUGAUAGAGCUAUAGAGAAUGAGACAACCAUUUGUUGCAUCCAAAGAUUCAACAGGGACUCGCUAGAAGCAAAAUGAGGCAUAGCAGAGAUAAAUUGUUAUGAAGCUACUGCUUUAGGAGCCAGCAGAUAGAUGGGAUUUGUGGAGCAACUGCAAGGAUCCCUUAGAUUAUAUACCAUCUGCACAACGGUCAAACGAUGCAUAACAGAAGUCAAUUGAUAUGAAGCUAAUGCUUUAGGUUCUUGCAGAUACAUGGGAUUUGUGGAGCAACUGCAUGGAUCACUUUGAUUAUAUACUAUCUGCACAGGGGUCAAUUGUGUGCUUGAUUAUGUACAAAGUUCCUCAAUUCAAUUGUAUUCUGAUUAUUUGGUUCUAAGUUCAUGAAAAGGGAUAAAAGAAUAAAUAUUUUCAGUACCA